Molecule: messenger RNA, 1978 nt
Organism: Serinus canaria (Common canary)
Lineage: Eukaryota; Metazoa; Chordata; Aves; Passeriformes; Fringillidae
Gene: ZDHHC9
Product: zinc finger DHHC-type palmitoyltransferase 9
Exons: 9
Coding region: 120-1271 (383 amino acids)
Biological process (GO): peptidyl-L-cysteine S-palmitoylation; protein targeting to membrane
Cellular component (GO): endoplasmic reticulum; Golgi apparatus
Molecular function (GO): protein-cysteine S-palmitoyltransferase activity
Source: RefSeq, a predicted model, not a curated record
GCCCAGCCCAGCUCGGCCCCGCGGGGCCCCGAUGAUGCUGGGCGCGCGGGCGGCGGAGCAGCAGCAGCAGCAGCGCCCGAACGUGCGGCGGCCGCUGCCGCCCCAGUGACGGCCCCGCCAUGUCGGUGAUGGUGGCGAGGAAGAAGGUGGUUCGGAAAUGGGAGAAGCUGCCGGGCAGGAACACCUUCUGCUGCGACGGCCGUAUCAUGAUGGCCCGGCAGAAGGGCAUCUUUUACCUGACACUCUUCCUCAUCCUCGGCACCUGCACCCUCUUCUUCGCCUUCGAGUGCCGGUACCUGGCGGUCCAGCUGUCCCCGGCCAUCCCCGUGUUUGCAGCAGUUCUCUUCCUGUUCGCCAUGGCCACGCUGCUGCGGACGAGCUUCAGCGACCCUGGCGUGAUCCCCAGGGCCCUGCCCGACGAGGCAGCCUUCAUUGAGAUGGAGAUUGAGGCCACCAACGGGACCGUGCCGCAGGGUCAGCGCCCACCCCCGCGCAUCAAGAACUUCCAGAUCAACAACCAGAUUGUGAAGCUCAAGUACUGCUACACGUGUAAGAUCUUCCGGCCGCCCCGUGCCUCGCACUGCAGCAUCUGCGACAACUGCGUGGAGCGCUUUGACCAUCACUGUCCCUGGGUGGGCAACUGCGUGGGAAAGAGGAAUUACCGCUACUUCUACCUCUUCAUCCUCUCGCUCUCCCUCCUCACCAUCUACAUCUUCACCUUCAACAUUGUCUACGUAGCACUGAAAUCUCUGAAGAUUGGGUUUCUGAACACGUUGAAGGAAACCCCAGGGACUGUACUGGAGGUGCUCAUCUGUUUCUUCACGCUGUGGUCAGUGGUGGGGUUAACUGGGUUCCACACCUUCCUGGUGGCACUGAAUCAGACAACCAACGAAGACAUUAAGGGGUCCUGGACUGGGAAGAACCGCGUGCAGAAUCCCUACAGCCACGGCAACAUAGUGAAGAACUGCUGUGAGGUGCUCUGUGGGCCCCUGCCCCCCAGUGUCCUGGACAGACGGGGCAUCCUGCAGCAGGAGGAGAGCCCAGCUCAGGAGGGGUCGUGCCCGCGGGGACCCGGCACACAGGAGCCCUCGGCCACUCAGGGCCCUGGGCAGGCCCAGGAGGGUGGCGUGAAGCAGCAGGACAGCAGCAUUCCUCCCCCCAGUGCUGUCCCUGUGCCGUCUGUGAGUGACACUAAGAUACCAGAGGAGAAGCAGCGAACGCCUGGGGAGCUCCCGAUGCCCUCCCUGGACGCUGGGCGAGCAGAGCACUAGCAUCUGCUUGGAAGGGAGAACUUUGUUGUUUUGUCUAAUCAAAGCUGGAAGUGAUGGAGGAGAGGAGAAGGGCUGGAUGGCAGGCACCUGAUUCCCCAUGGCCAUUUUGCUUUAGUCAUUACUCACUGCAGUGUGGGCAGCGCUGGCCUUGCACGGUGGCACGGGACAGUGAGCGCGGGUGGCACGCCCUGGUCACCGUGGGGCACUGCCAGCACCAGGUCUGCCUGAGGCCAGGCCUCUGGCUCAGUGGGCUGUCCUGGAUGCUCCAUCCCAGCUCAGGGCUGGGGCUGUCCCUGCGCCUGGGCCCGGCUCUGACAGGGUGAGGCUGUCAGGGCCAGCCUGUGCCCUCCUGCUGAGGAAUCCCCAAGGAAGGGGAAAGCAAUCAUGGCAGCAAUGUCCUCUCUCCCCUCCUCCCUCCUUCCUCUAAUCUGUGGCAUUGUUUUGUGGUUGGCGUGGCAAGGCUUGUCAGGAGACCCAAGGACCCAAGCAAGUGGGAAGGAGUUCUGCUGGCAGCGGUUUUUAGGUAGCUCCUUCCUGUGCUCCUUUCCAUGUGAUGUUACAAGGCAGCAGCUAUGAGGGGACGCUUCUUCCCAUCCUGCCCUGGCGCUCACACCACCCUGGGCUUCGAGGGAGGGAGAAGGCAGCUAAGGUGGACUGCUGCAGGGAAGGGUCUGCCUGUGCCACUGGCUCCUGCCUGGUGCUGGGGC